AAAAUUAGCUUGAUUGGCCACCGGAAGCGUGUUCUGGCAUCUUUGGGAGACAGGCUUCACGAAGAUCCUCCUCAGAAACCACCUCGGUCAAUAACCCUCAGGGAACCCAGCGGUAACCACACUCCUCCUCAGUUGUCUCCAUCACUUAGCCAAAGCACUUUCACUACUGGUGGCUCCCUGGACGUUCCCCACAUUAUCAUGCAGGGCGAUGCAAGGAGAAGAAGAAAUGAAAACUAUUUUGAUGAUAUUCCCCGGUCAAAGCUGGAGAGGCAGAUGGCACAGCAGUCUUCGGUCUGUGAGAUCUGGACCAACCAGAAUGCAGGAUAUCCUUUCUCAUCGAUUCAUCAGGUUCAUAAUACAGGAGACUGGGGAGAGCCUUCCAUUACCUUGAGACCUCCAAAUGAAGCCACAGCAUCAACGCCUGUACAAUAUUGGCAACAUCAUCCAGAGAAACUCAUUUUCCAGUCAUGUGAUUAUAAAGCAUUUUAUUUAGGUUCUAUGCUGGUAAAAGAAUUAAGAGGCACAGAGUCAACACAGGAUGCCUGUGCAAAGAUGAGGGCAUUCACUAAUUGUAGGAAAUCUACAGAACAAAUGAAGAAAGUACCAACCAUUGUCCUGUCCGUCUCUUACAAGGGAGUCAAAUUUAUUGAUGCAACAAAUAAGAAUAUUAUUGCUGAGCAUGAAAUCCGUAACAUUUCCUGUGCUGCACAAGACCCUGAAGACCUUUCUACGUUUGCGUACAUCACUAAAGACUUGAAGACUAAUCACCACUACUGCCAUGUAUUCACUGCAUUUGAUGUGAAUUUAGCUUAUGAAAUCAUUCUUACACUAGGACAAGCAUUUGAGGUGGCCUAUCAGCUUGCACUACAAGCACGAAAAGGGGGCCAUUCUUCAACCCUCCCAGAAAGCUUUGAAAAUAAACCCUCCAAACCUAUUCCCAAACCACGUGUUAGUAUUCGGAAGUCAGUGAUAGAUCCGUCCGAACAAAAGACUCUCGCGAAUCUACCUUGGAUUGUUGAACCUGGACAAGAGGCCAAAAGAGGCAUUAAUACCAAGUAUGAAACUACAAUUUUCUGAUACAAAACUGUCCCCCCUUCCUUGUUGUGCCUUGCACGCCAAGCAGUCACAGCACAGCCUUUCCUUUUUGGCAACGUUUCAAUCCAGCAGAGAGGAAGACUGCACUGUAUGAGUGGCCUUGUAACUAACAAAAAAGGCUGACAGUCAUUUCUGGUGAUGUUCUUCUUCCUGCAGCACUGACAGAAGAAUGACACUAUAUGAAGACUUUUAAAAUUACAGUCCACAAGAGGAGUGAGAAACCUUAUUUUUCACGCAGUUCUCCCUUGUGAUGCUGCCACAGUGCUUUCUUUGAUUUCUUAUUUUAGAAUUCUACUUUUUAAGAAAUAAAAAAACCGAAAGGUCUCUAAACAAACACUAAUGCUGCCUAUGAGUAGAAUAUUUGAUUGGUUUUUUAUUUAAAUCUUGGCAGUUUUUAAUUGAAAUAGAACCAGAAUUAAUAAGUAGAGUAUUUGUGAAACCACUGAAUUCAUUAAUAAUUACUGUGUUGAAUAAAGAACUUACUAAAGUGACAAGAAAUUAGGCACCCUGAUUUCUGUGUGCGCUGGUUUUAUAUGUAAUCAUUGGUGUCCUUUGAUCCUCUACAGAAAUAGAACCUCUUGCAUUGUCACAAAGGAUCAGAGUUUUAUGAAUGGUUAGAAAAAGGUAUUAAUAAUGCACAGAAAACAUUUAUUAGAUAUUUUUAUGGAAGAGAAGUACUAUAGGAAAACAUAUGAAUAUUUAUGGAAGGAAGCCAGAUUAAUUAUGACAAAUACUGUUUAUUUUAAAGUUAAGUAAACCACUGCUAUUGCAGCAUUAUGAAAAAUGUAAGAGUUGUAGCAUCAGUGCACUGGAUGUUCCAUGUGAUCAGUCUGGAAUGAAAGUGGAAUGGUCAUUCUACUACACCUACAUAUAGCUUAUGCAGUUCAACAUUGCUAUAGCCAUGAAUUCUACUAGUAUUUUUAAAAAAUAAUCUCAGUGGUUCUAAAAGAAGUCAAAACCAUGGAUUUUUGCUAUCAAGAUUUCUGUCACAGAAAGCUUGUUUAGAAGCGUGUUGAUAAAAUUCUACUGCAAAAACAUUUUCUAAGUAAAAAUAGUGAGAAAAAGAAAAAAAUUCCAAAGUAAUAAAAAUGUUUUCAUGGAACAAAACAGUUAAGCAUUUGCUUAAUAUUUGAUUAAAUAAGAUUUACUUACAUUUUCUUUGAAGUGUUUUAAUUUUUUUAAUGUCUGUGGAGUAUUUGUAUAAUACCAUGAUGUAUAUUUAUGUAGAACUGAAAUUAUAACAGUACAAAUAUCACUAUAGGAGAAAAAUGACAUUUUAACGUAUACUGUUCUAUCCAGUCAAAUUGUGAAUCAUUUUGAAGUUCAUUAUAGAGAUAUUGAUAAA
Messenger RNA from Nestor notabilis (Kea), 2440 nucleotides. RefSeq names its product ankyrin repeat and sterile alpha motif domain containing 1B (gene ANKS1B). The transcript is spliced from 10 exons. Gene Ontology annotation, cellular component: cytosol. Lineage: Eukaryota; Metazoa; Chordata; Aves; Psittaciformes; Psittacidae. The record is from RefSeq and is a predicted model, not a curated record. Bases 199 to 1077 code for a protein of 292 amino acids.